AUUUAAAGUCACAGGGUUGUGUGUUCGGGAAAAGUGUAAAUUAGCACUUCCCUACACCUGCUUUUGGGAAAAAAGUCCUAUAGACUACAGUUUUUAUCAGGCAAUUUGGGGGCCCAAAAGUAUUUAGUAAACACAUUGCCUUACAUGCCAGUAAGGAUUAUCACAAGACCGGGUCAAGUCAUUUCAUAUUUUGGUGGCAGUUACUCUAUAACUGGUCAAGAGCUGCUGAGAGGGAACCAUUUUUUCAACAAGACUACAGUGACCUGCUUUUAUUGAAUGAUUACAUCGCCUAAACUGGGAGAGAUAGGACAGGGCUUUCAGUGACUGCUUCGAUUCAACACAGCAAUGGCUACAGCAAACAGAAAUCCAGUAACUGAGCUAAAGGAAGAACUGACAUGCCCUAUUUGCCUGGAUCACUUUAGUGAACCUGUUUCUAUUGAAUGUGGGCACAGUUUUUGCCGAGCCUGCAUUACCCGUACCUGGAGAGGAAUUCACAGCCACUUUCAAUGUCCCCAGUGCAGAAACAUAUCCAAAUGGAAAUUUUUACGGCCUAAUCGUCUUGUGGGAAAUAUGGUGGAAAUAACUGGACGCCUUGCUGCUACCAAAAUGUCUCCAGUUAGUAAGAAGCAAUGUGAAAAGCACCAGGAACCAAUGAAACUCUUUUGUCAAGUGGAUGCAAAGGAAAUUUGUUUGGUGUGCCGAGAGUCAGUGGAGCAUAGGACCCAUACAGUGAUACCAGUGGAGGAGUCAACUAGCGAAUUUAAGGUUCAGCUCAGCAAUCACCUUCAAACAUUAAGAAAAGAGGUUGCAACCAUCAUUCAAACAAAGUCAGAGGACACGGAAAAAGCUGAAAAACUUCAGAAUGAAAUUAAGCGAAAAGGCAGAAUGCUCACCUCUGAAUUCGAAAUCCUGCGUCAGAUUUUAGCAGAUCAGGAGAGUGAACUCAAAGGGCGUUUGGAGAACAUGGAGAGACUGAUCAUUCAAAGAACAAAUGAAAGGACCAGUAAGCUGAAUGAAAAACUGUCAUCUCUGCAGGCACUUAUCAUAGAUAUUGAGCAAAAUGGUCACAUAUAUGAGGAACCGAAAUCUGUAGCAGACAGGCAUUCUCAGAAUUUGCAGCUGUGUGACCCUAGGCAGAAGCCUUCACGUGAUAGCACAAUGCCUGCACGUUUUUUUGCCCUCAAGACAUUUAAUGUUCCUGUAACGUUGGACCAUAGAACCGCCAAUCCUAAUCUGAUGCUGUUUGGCAAUCGAAAAAAAGUCAGAUAUGAGAAGUAUGCAAUGGAUCUGCUCAAUUAUCCUGAAAGAUUUGAUAUGAAACCUUGUGUCUUAGGAACCACAGGAUACCGAUCAGGGAAACAGUACUGGGAAGUAGAAGUGGGUGGUGGAAUAUAUUGGAGUGUUGGGGUUGCCAUACAGUCUGUUCGCAGAAAAGGAGCCUUUAGGAUUGAGCCUUAUGUUGGUAUCUGGGCCAUUGGCUUACUCGGUGUAAAUGCUGAUAGAUACUAUGCUUUCACCAGUUACAACACACUCUUGCACCCCAGGGACCGCCCUGUUGUCAUCGGUGUAUUUCUCAACUGUGAAGAGAAUCGGGUUUCCUUUUUCAAUGCCGAGAGCUUUGAGCAUCUUUACACUUUCCAUGAUGUGCGUUCCCCUGAUAAAAUCUUCCCCUUUUUUUGUGUUGGGGCAAUGGGAACAGAACUGCGAGUUGUUGUCUAAGCAUUUCUUCUCAUUUGAAAUUUUAAAAUAUGUAAAGAUAAGUAACAUAAAGCCAAAGAUCUCCACUGCAGAUUAUUUUAUUUUUUAAAUAAAUAUGGUCAUUUAUUUAUGCA
Xenopus tropicalis (tropical clawed frog) is the source of this 1832-nucleotide messenger RNA. RefSeq names its product E3 ubiquitin-protein ligase TRIM39. The record is from RefSeq and is a predicted model, not a curated record. NCBI's taxonomy places the organism in Eukaryota, Metazoa, Chordata, Amphibia, Anura, Pipidae. The transcript has 7 exons. Bases 346 to 1719 code for a protein of 457 amino acids. Gene Ontology annotation, molecular function: zinc ion binding.